Oryzias latipes (Japanese medaka) is the source of this 6108-nucleotide messenger RNA. Its product is annotated as lysine-specific demethylase 6A. Gene Ontology annotation, biological process: heart development; regulation of gene expression. Gene Ontology annotation, molecular function: RNA polymerase II cis-regulatory region sequence-specific DNA binding; chromatin DNA binding; histone H3K27me2/H3K27me3 demethylase activity. The record is from RefSeq and is a predicted model, not a curated record. NCBI's taxonomy places the organism in Eukaryota, Metazoa, Chordata, Actinopteri, Beloniformes, Adrianichthyidae. Gene Ontology annotation, cellular component: MLL3/4 complex.
CCUGCCACGUCAGUUAAAAAUACUCUCUUUUCGCUUUACUUGUGUUUGAAAACUCUUUAGUUUUGCUUUAAAAAAUGAAAACGUGUUGCUAUUUAUUGACACGGUGUAUUAAAUUCAACACAAGUGUUAAAAAAAGGCGGGAAAUUAGUGAUGCACAGCAGUGAAUGACGCUGAACUGACCGUGUAAUAAACGGACAAAUAAAUAGUUUGGUAUUUUUUAGACAGAAAUGUUUCCCAUGUUGAUAUAGGCUGCUUUGGAAUACUUAGCGUGCAUGAAUAAUGUGAAUAUUCAAGAUAAUAAAACGAUAUGGCAGGGAAGUCAUAUGGUCGGGAACGGGCACGGCGAUUGGUUGAGAGGGGAGGAGAGGGCGUGGCUAACACGGCGCGUGGGUUCGCUUGGGUUUUACAAUUAUAACAACUUUAUCUUCGUUGGGGAAACGUAUUUUAUGGUCAAAUAGCGACAUCUUGGAGUGGAUUCGUGCGUUCGGUCCGCCGCGCGGCGUCACUUUGCGAUGAAAAAUGUGACGUUUGUGGAGCUACCCGGAGAGCGCGUCCGUCCCCGACCGAGAGGAUUUUCUUCUGCCGAAUCGCAUCUCAUCAUCCUGGGAUAAAAAGUUUUCGGCGGAUCUCCAGCCUUCCCCCCCUCUGAUUCUGCGAGUCAAACGGACCGUCCCGGCGUCGCGGUUUUCCAUGCAAUCGUGCGGUGUGUCUGUCGCCGCUGCUGCCUGCGCUGCUGCCCGGAGUCUCGGCUCGGCUUCUUCUGGUGGUGAUGAGGAAAAGAAAAUGGCGGCGGGAAAAGCGAGUGAAACAGAGGAGGACUUUCCGACACUGACAGCCCAGGAGAAGGACAGUUUGGCCGGGAUCGACAGCUCACUGUUUGGAUUUCAGAAUCUUCAUGAAGAUGGCGCCAGAACGAAGGGCCUGUUGAUGAAGGCCGUUCGCUGCUACGAUUCGCUCAUCCUUAAAGCCGAGGGCAAAGUGGAACCAGAACUCUUCUGCCAGCUCGGCCACUUCAACCUCCUCCUGGAGGAUUAUUCUAAAGCAUUAUCAGCAUACCAGAGGUACUACAGUUUACAGUCGGACUACUGGAAGAAUGCUGCCUUUCUGUAUGGCCUUGGAAUGGUCUACUUCCACUAUAAUGCCUUUCAGUGGGCGAUUAAAGCAUUCCAGGAGGUGCUGUACAUUGACCCGGGGUUCUCCCGGGCUAAGGAGAUCCACCUGCGCCUGGGUCUCAUGUUCAAAGUCAACACAGACUACGAGUCAAGCCUAAAGCAUUUUCAGCUGGCUUUGAUUGACUCCAACCCCUGCACUUUGUCCAAAGCUGAAAUUCAAUUCCACAUCGCUCAUUUGUAUGAGAUUCAGAAGAGAUACCGCGCUUCCAAGGAGGCUUAUGAGAGCCUUCUGCAGACAGAGGAUCUUCCUCCACAGGUGAAAGCCGCUACCCUGCAACAGCUAGGCUGGAUGCAUCACACGGUGGAACAGCUCGGGGACAAAGCCAGCAGGGACAGCUAUGCCAUCCAGUGUCUGCAGAAAUCUCUGGAAGCUGAUCCAAACUCGGGACAGUCCUGGUACUUCCUUGGCAGGUGCUACUCGAGUAUUGGGAAGGUCCAGGAUGCCUUCAUUUCCUAUCGGCAAUCCAUAGACAAAUCAGAGGCCAGUGCGGACACUUGGUGCUCUAUAGGAGUUUUGUACCAGCAGCAGAACCAGCCCAUGGACGCUCUGCAAGCCUACAUCUGCGCUGUGCAACUGGACCACAGCCACGCCGCCGCCUGGAUGGAUCUGGGCACGCUAUACGAGUCCUGCAACCAGCCGCACGACGCCAUCAAGUGCUACAUCAACGCCACCCGCAGCAAGGGCUGCACCAACAUCGCUGCGCUCACCCACCGCAUCAAAUGUCUCCAGGCUCAGUUGAGUAACCCCCAGCUCAGUAGCCUACAGGGUAAAAGUAAAAUGCUCCCUCUUAUUGAGGAGGCAUGGAGUCUACCAAUCCCAGCUGAGCUAACCUCCAGGCAGGGAGGCCUGAGCAGUGCACCACAGCAGGCUUGUAAGCCUAAUCACAGUGCAGAGGGCGGGGCCUCGGGUCAGUCUCUGCCCCCCCACGUGAGCUCUCUGGGCCAAACAGAGGACCAGUCCUGUCCAGCUAAGAGGAGAAGAGCUUCUGGCUCCAGCAAGAGCGACUCCUGGGGGGGUAACCCAGCACAGCAGCCAGCACCCAACUGGAACCUCUCCCCGCAGAAGCUACAGAUGCUGGAACAGCUGAGGGCCAACAAGGCCAACCUGAAACCCCCACAGCUGCAGAUGCUGGAGCAGCUGGAGGCUCAGCUCGCCAUGAUGCAGCAGCUGAGACAAAAUGCCUCCGGAGGAGGACAGUUGCGCCCCUCCCUUCCCAACGGCCCCAUCAUCAACUCGCUCCCCUCCCCCAACCCCAGCCUCCACCCCACGCGGUUCCACUUGACGCCCCACCGGGCCCCCUGCCCACCCCAGCCGCUGUCGAACGGGCCGGUGGGCUCCGGGACGCACUCGGACUCCGUGGGCGAGGGUGGGAGUAAUAAUCAGCUGGGGCCCGCGGCCGCAGGACCCAACGGAGACGUGCCUUACCUGCAAGCUGCCGAUGCCGGCAGCAGCGCAGCCCCGCUACCUCACACCUGCACAAGCACGCAAACACAGGACACCGCGCCGCGCCCGGCCCUGCACCUAAACUCCUCUCAGGGGCUUCAGAAAGGGUGUGUCCCACCGGCCAGCGAGGAGACCCACCUCCAGAACCCCAACUCCUCCACCUCUGUUAACCCCAACAAUCAGGUUGGGCAUUCGACCAAUGCCCCCUCGCCGCGGCAGCCGCCUCACAACCACCUCCCCUCCCCGCCCUCCAUCCCCCACUCCUCUACCUCAAGCGGUGCAGGACCUGGUGCUACCAAAGAUGACAACACCACAGCCACUCUCGUCACCGCGGCCCCGCCCCUCGGUAACGGAAGCUCCGAGAGCAAACCGCUGGUGCCGCCUGCUGAAGGCGCUGGGGCGCCGGCGGACAGUGUAGCCAAUCACAUCCUCUCGGGGGACGCCGACAAGGCGGCAGAAGGCGGUGACAAGCCCAGCCUUAGCGCAGACAAUCCCAGGCUCUCUGCCCUGCUGGCGGGGGGGAAGGGCCCCGAAGAGAAGGAGGGGCUGUCGGAAGGAGCCGCGUCCACGCCGGUUGAGCCCCACAGGAAAGUCAACAACAUCCACCCAGCCGUCCUGCCCUCCACCCCCCACGCACAGGGCAGCUCGGCCGCCUCCUCACCCAUCUCUGCCAUGUCCACGGCCACGCCAUCGCCCAAAUCCUCAGAGCACAACCAGACUGGCGGGCACAGUCCGUCCACCGCCACGCCCACCGCGCCUGCCGUCAACGGCAAGGGGGGCAUCUCAGAGGACUCCCAAAGCCCACUGAAGGCAGAUCCACCCGCCUCCACCUGCUUCAAAGCGACACCUCCACACAUACACGGCUCCUCGUCGGCGUCGUCCUCCAUCUCCAUCUAUCCCAGCUCCACAGACGUGCUGAAGGCCUGCAGAAACCUGGGGAAGAACGGGCUCUCAAACAGCAGCAUCCUUCUGGAUAAGUGCCCUCCACCCAGGCUGCCGCCCCCACCCUCGCCGGCCCUGCCUAAAGACAAGCUCAACCCUCCAACCCCCAGUAUCUAUCUGGAGAACAAGAGGGACGCUUUCUUCCCCCCGCUCCAUCAGUUCUGCACAAACCCCUCCAACCCCGUCACUGUCAUCAGAGGCCUUGCUGGAGCUCUCAAGCUGGAUCUGGGUCUGUUUUCCACCAAGACAUUGGUAGAGGCCAAUCCGGAGCACCUGGUGGAGGUCUGGACUCAGCUAUCACAGCCCGCCGACGAGAACUGGGACCCAACGGGCACGAAGAAAAUGUGGCGCUGCGAGAGUGCCCGCUCCCACACCACCAUCGCCAAAUAUGCUCAGUACCAGGCCACAUCCUUUCAGGAGUCCCUGAGGGAGGAGAACGAGAAGAAAGCACUAAAGGAACCUUCAGACACCGAGCCAGCAUCGGCGGAGAGUGCUGCACGAAAAAGAAGAGGGCCCCUAAAAUACAUCAAGUUUGGCACCAACAUUGAUGUAUCAGAUGAACGGAAGUGGAAGCAGCAGCUGCAGGAGCUCAGUAAGCUGCCGGCCUUUGCUCGGGUCGUGUCCGCCGGGAACCUGCUCAGCCACGUGGGCCACACCAUCCUGGGGAUGAACACGGUCCAGCUCUACAUGAAGGUUCCCGGCAGCAGGAUCCCCGGCCACCAGGAGCACAACAACUUCUGUGCUGUCAACAUCAACAUCGGGCCCGGCGACUGCGAGUGGUUUGCGGUGCCGGAGCCGUACUGGGGAGUGAUGAGCAACUUCUGCGAAAAGAAUAACAUCAACUUCUUGAUGGGUUCCUGGUGGCCCAACCUGGAAGACCUGUAUGAAGCAGACGUGCCGGUUUACCGCUUCAUCCAGCGACCCGGUGACUUGGUGUGGCUCAACACAGGCACCAUCCACUGGGUGCAGGCCAUCGGCUGGUGCAACAACAUCGCUUGGAACGUCGGCCCUCUCAUUGCCCACCAGUACAAGCUCGCAGUGGAGCGCUAUGAGUGGAACAAACUCCAGAGCGUCAAGUCAAUGGUUCCCAUGGUGCACCUUUCCUGGAACAUGGCCCGCAACAUUAAAGUGUCUGACCAUAAGCUGUUCGAGAUGAUCAAGUACUGCUUGCUGCGGACCCUGAAACAGUGCCAGUGGGUGAAGGAGGCCUUGGCCACUGCCGGCAAGGAAACCGUCUUGAGGACGAGGACGAGGGACGAGCCGGCCCACUAUUGCACCAUCUGUGAGGUGGAAGUCUUCAACCUGCUGUUUGUGCGCCGCGAGCUCCUGACCAAGAAGCCGUACGUGGUCCACUGCCAGGACUGCGCCAGGAAAGGAAGCGCCACGCUGGACGACUUCGUGGUGCUGGAGCAGUACAGGAUGGAGGACCUCAUGCAGGUCUACGACCAGUUCACAUUAGCUCCUCCUCUUCACUCGGCGUCGUCUUGACAUUAGGCGGCUCUUCCAUCGCCUUCUGCUCUGGAGCCAUGACGCCCAUCCACCCACAUGAACUUGUACUAAGAUUUUACCUGAACAUCCCCCACGAACGGACCAUUUCUGAUAUUCAGGAAAGCCGCCGCCGUCUCCCCUGCCCGCCCGCCCGCCCCCCUCGCUGCCACCCCUCGUCCCUUAUGGCUGGUCUCCAUAGCGACGGCUGGAGGCCGAGGCGGCCGAGCGCGUCUGUCUAUGCAACCUGUUUGAAGCGCCGUGGCCGUCCAGAAGGAGGUGCCACCCGGCCCGAUAACAGAACUCCCCCCCCCUCCUCUCCUGCCGCCCCCCCCCCAUAGACAAUGGUUCGGCCCCGUUUUCACGGAGGACUUAAUCAAAUGUGUUUGGGACAGGGGGGGAUCGGGGAGAUGGGUUCUUUAAAGUGUGAUGAAAAUGUUUUGUAGAUAAUUGUUAACUGUCACAACUGGCAACAGCACCCCCGAACAGACUACUGACUUGACGCCCCCCCCCUCCCCGUUUGUCCUUUUCUAUUCUGGUAACAGGACUUUUAUUUCUUCGCCUCCCCAGAAAUCUUCUAUUUUUCCCUACAGAGCACUAGCCUGCUUUGGUUUUCACUAUAAUAGAUGGUAAUCUUAGGAGCUAAACCUCCCCCAAAAAGUGUAAUGUGAAGAUUUUGUGUGAUUUUUUUUUUCUUCCCUCUUUUGUUCCUUUUUAAUAGCUUUUUUUUUGUUUUUUUCAAAGCUAUGGUGUUUUUGUUAGAAUAAAUAAAAACUUAAAAAAAAAUAUUACUAGCCAAGUCACAAAGAAAAUGGGUUGCACAUAGACUUAUGGAAUUAAGUUUGUGAUUUUUUGUUUUGUUUCGUUGUUUCUAAUCUUGAUGUAAAUUUACACUAUUUAUAAAACGCAUAUUUAUUGCUUGAAAAUAUUUGUCGAUGGAAUGCUGUUAUUUUUUUCCAGAGUACCUGCCAUUAAAUUUGAAGGAGUUCUGUCAUUUUAAAACGACUCCUCUUACAUUUUCUAUAUAUAAAUAAAAUUGCUUAGCAAGCAUUGUACAGAAACGAA